ACCGGGAAGCACCGGGAUACCGGUACCGGGGUGAGGAGUUCGAGGCCUGAGCCCGGCGAUCGGAGCCCGCCGCCAUGUCGGCCGCCUUCAGGAAAGCGUCUAAAUCGAAGCAGCGCCCACACCGCGAGCGGUCACAGCCCGCCUCCCGGAGGAAGCUGGGGCUGCUGGAGAAGAAGAAGGACUACAGGCUCCGCGCUCGUGACUACCACAAGAAGCAGAAUGCCCUCAGAGCGCUUCAAAAGAAAGCUCUGGACAAGAAUCCCGAUGAGUUCUACUUUAAAAUGAUACGUGCAGAGCUGAAGGAUGGAGUUCAUAUUAAAAAGCUGCCAAAGGAUGAAGUGACUCCUGAACAGGUCAAACUGAUGAGGACGCAGGAUAUUAAAUAUGUGGAAAUGAAGAGAGUGGCAGAAGCCAAGAAAAUCGAGAGGCUGAAGUCGGAGCUCCAUCUGCUGGAUGCGGAGGGGAAGAGUCCCAACAAGCACGUGUUCUUCUUUGAUACCAAAAAAGAAGUUCAGGAGUUUGAUAUUGCAACUCAUCUGGAUACUCUUCCGGAGCUCGUAGAUAGAGUGUACAACCGACCAACCAUUGCGACCCUGCAGAAAGAGACACUGAAAGGAGCUACUGAUCCUUUCCACUUAAAGAAAUUAGCCCAGCAAAGGAAGAAUCAGUACGACCUCCUGAAGCAGCGCAUUGAAAGGGAAAAGGCCAUGUUCGUUGUUGCACAGAAGAUCCAGACGCGUAAAGAUCUUUUGGACAAAACUCAUAAAGUGAAGGUGAAGAAAGAGACAACAAAUGGGCCAGCUAUUUACAAGUUCAAAUUCCAGAGGAAACGUUAGCCAUUCCAUUGAAUAAAUGCUACCACCAUUGCUUAGGAAGGAAGAGGAUUCACGUUAGGAAGGAGAAGUGAGGCACCACAUCCCAUUGUUUUUCACUGCAGCCUAACACUUUGUUAAAACAAAUCACUGUGGGCCUGCGGUAGCCAUAAAUAUAUUGUAUCUAAUGAAUUGAUUAAUAAAUCUGAGUUUGUUCUCUUGGU
This is a messenger RNA of Neopsephotus bourkii (Bourke's parrot), 1036 nucleotides long. RefSeq names its product UTP11 small subunit processome component (gene UTP11). The record is from RefSeq and is a predicted model, not a curated record. Lineage: Eukaryota; Metazoa; Chordata; Aves; Psittaciformes; Psittacidae. Bases 75 to 836 code for a protein of 253 amino acids. The transcript has 8 exons. Gene Ontology annotation, biological process: rRNA processing. Gene Ontology annotation, cellular component: nucleolus; small-subunit processome.